Messenger RNA from Manduca sexta (tobacco hornworm), 721 nucleotides. RefSeq names its product chorion class B protein M2410-like. Bases 100 to 651 code for a protein of 183 amino acids. The transcript is spliced from 2 exons. Gene Ontology annotation, biological process: multicellular organism development; chorion-containing eggshell formation. NCBI's taxonomy places the organism in Eukaryota, Metazoa, Arthropoda, Insecta, Lepidoptera, Sphingidae. The record is from RefSeq and is a predicted model, not a curated record. Gene Ontology annotation, cellular component: egg chorion. Gene Ontology annotation, molecular function: structural constituent of egg chorion.
CAAUACGAUCUAUGCUGAUACUUGAAUAUAUAACUCCAUGAAGACGCAAGGGAGUCAUUCUGGUUGCUGCUUCCGGAGGAACAUCAUCAGUACACAAACAUGUCCGCCAAAGCUGUGCUCGUAUUCUGCGCUUCCGCUCUCUUGGUUCAGAGCGCUGUAAGCACUUGUCUCGGAGGCUUUGGUUUGGGCUACGGGGGUCUGGGUUACACUGGGCUGGGUUACGAUGGUUUGGGCUACGGCGGUUUAGGCUAUGGCGGUCUAGGCUGCGGUGGUCUAGGCUACGGUGGUUUAGGCUACGGCGGCCUCGGAUACGGCACUGGCCUUGGAGCUGCCUAUGGAGGUGGUCUCGGUGUCUCUACUGGUUCUGCCAUUGCCCCUGUCGGUCUCGCUGUGGCUUCUGAGAACGUAUACGAGGGUGCUGUGGCUGUCGGCGGAAACCUGCCCUUCCUGGGUACCGUGGCCGUGGACGGUCUGUUCGACACCGCCGGUGCUGGCGCUGUCUCGUACGGUUGUGGUGACGGCGCCGUCGGUAUCACCGGUGAGGGUCCCAUCGGCGCUGGUUUCGGAUACGGCGCUGGAUUCGGUGGCUACGGCCUCGGACUCGGCUACGGCGCUCGAGGCUGCGGCUGCGGAUGCGGUGCCUGGUACUAAAACUUCCAGUAUCACAAGAAUUGUACAAACCAUACGACAUUUAACAAUGCAUAACGAAUAAACGAAAGCA